AUGGAAACUACGGGGUAUACCGAGAAUCAAUUGACUGUUCGAGAGGCAGUCAGCCAAGUCUGCUCAGAGUUUCCCAACACCUAUUGGCAAGAACACGAUCAGAACGAGCAAGACCCCAAAGAGUUUCACGCUGCUCUCGCAAAGGACGGCUGGCUUGGCAUUGCCUUGCCUGAGUCCCUCGGCGGCUCUGGCCUAGGCAUCUCUGAAGCGACAAUGAUGAUGCAGACCAUCACCGAGUCCGGUGCCGGCAUGGCUGGUGCGCAGUCCAUUCAUGCCAACGUCUAUGCUACACAACCGCUGGCCAAAUUCGGAACUCAGGAGCAGCUCGAGAGUACGAUCCCCAAGAUCAUUUCCGGGCAGUGGCGUACGUGUUUCGGGGUCACAGAGCCCAACUCUGGCCUCGAUACUUUGCGCCUGGCCACAACAGCAAAGAAGCAGACCGAUGGAUCGUAUCUCGUCACUGGCCAGAAAAUCUGGAUUACAUGCGCUCAGGUAGCAUCCAAGAUGAUUCUGCUUGCGCGCACGAAAGCCUACGAGGACUGCAAGAAGCCGAGCGAGGGUCUAUCGCUCUUCUGCAUCGAUAUUGACAAAUCACAAUCUGGCCUAGACAUGCGAAAGAUCAAGAAGAUGGGGGGCCGCGCCGUCGAUGCCAACGAAGUAUUCUUCGAUAACUACCAUAUCCCCGCGAGCUCACUCAUUGGCCAAGAAGGCCAGGGUUUCAAAAUCAUACUCCACGGAAUGAACGCUGAAAGGUGUCUUCUCGCCGGCGAGGCUCUCGGCCUAGGCUACGCAGCGCUCACAAAGGCCUCAGAGUACGCGCGUGAUCGCGUUGUAUUCAAGAGGCCAAUUGGGCAGAAUCAGGCCAUUGCGCAUCCCCUAGCGGAUGCAUACAUGAAGUUAGAGGCGGCGAAGCUUGCGACAUACCACGCCGCUCGGCUAUACGAUGCCAGCAAGGAGGACUCUUCUAUUCGUCAAGACCAGGUUGGAGUUGCGGCUAAUAGCGCAAAGUACAUGGCUGCUGAAGCGGCUUUCACGGCAUGCGAAAGGGCGGUGCUUACACACGGGGGGAUGGGCUAUGCCGCAGAGUAUGAUGUCGAGAGGUAUCUACGCGAGAUCUUUGUCCCAAGGAUCGCGCCUGUAUCUCGCGAGAUGAUUUUAUCGUACAUUAGCGAGAAGGGAGGCACUCAGGGAGCGCAAUCUGCAUACACUGUAGAGGGCGUUUCUCCUUUCUCAGAACGUCAAUGCUCCCGGUUCUCGGUCAGCUCGGUCAAUAUCGGAGACAUCGGUCAAGGAGACCCAUUCGGCGAGGAGGUCCACGGAAGAAGAAGCCGAGACGUCAAAGCGUUGCCUGUGGAAAAAACAGUGCAAUUGCCCAGAGCACCACCUAUCUGCGCCUUGAUUCCUGAUAUUCGAGGGACGUCUGAAUGGAGUUCUGAUGUCCUGCUCAUAGUAUCUACUGCGGCAUGCCAAGCACCAGUGCCUACAAUGCCGACAGAGGGUUCGAAGAAACCGCGCGCGAAGCACGCGUGUAGGGAGUGCAACUCGCGACGCAUCCGCUGCAAUGUCACCGAGCGCCACCCUUGUUCGAAUUGCGAGACUGCGCAGGCGACUUGCGAAGUCAUCCCGUCGCGAAGAGGCCGGUAUCUACGGAAGUCCAAGAGGCAGAAGCAGACGGAAGAGGCCGCGUCGGCGACCCCAGAGCCCGCUGCCCCGGCCGUGUCGUCCGCGCUCACCGCUGAUGUCGCCGCGACGCUUGCUUCUAUGAGUACCGUGUCUCCGUCGCAUGGACUUCCGAGCUCCUCUGGGAUAUCGCAGACUCCUUUUCACGCUGAUACACCUGCUUCGUGCCAUUCCUCUGGGACUACGGGUGGCAGCCGGUUCUUUGGAGAGUCGAAUUUCAUCACUCUUGUUCCUGGAGCAUCAGGACCCGGCAAUGAGGCUGCGACUAGUGAUGGGAUGUUGAAGGGUCGUCUCACCUUUCCAGUGCCGCAGACGCCACAAUCUCAUGACCUGGCUACUUCACCUGCCAGUGUGCCAUCCAUGAGCUCUGCGACAGAGCGAUACCUUCGGGAUGAGGGAGCACUCACCUUCCCCGACAUGCAGAGCUGUCUUCCAGCUUUACAUGCUUACUUCACUUGGUUCCACCCUUGCUUUCCCAUUCUUGACCGCGCCGAUAUUGCCAGGCGGCUCGUGACGAUGGAUAUUUCACCGCUCUUGUUGCAAGCAAUGCUUUUCAUCGGUUCGACCUACUGCGACGAGGCAACAAUUCUUGGCAUGGGGUUCAAAGACCGGUCUGAGGCUAAGAGCCUGACAUACUCUCGUGCGCGUGUUUUGUUUCAUGCCAACUGGGAGAAAGACGAGUUUACUCUUAUUCAGUCACUGUUUCUAUGCAGCUUCUGGAGGGGUGGACCGACGGAUUGGAGAGACGUGAGGUACUGGCUAGGGGCCGUGUUAACCCUCGCGCAGACUCAUGGCCUUCAUCGCUCAACUCGAUUCAUCACGAAGGAUCCACAUUUCGCUCGGAUGAGACGCAGAGUCUGGUGGUCAAUCUACGUCCGUGAACGGCAAGCGGCUGUGUCACUGGGACUACCUUGUCGCAUCCGCGAUGAGGAUUGUGACAUUGAGCCGCUGACUUCGACUGAUCUAGAGGAUGAUGCUGACGAACAGCGAGCAACUGGGUUUGGUGCACCGAAAUCAGAGCACAUUCAUUAUGCUAUCAAGAUGAUUGACAUCGCUCGUCUUCUCGGGAGAAUCAUGGACACCCACUUUGCGCCUGGUCGGGGACCACCAGCACCAACGGAAGUUCGUGAAUUGAAGCAACAGCUCGAGGAUUGGAAGCAAAGUCUACCAGAUGAGAUGCGUAGAGGCCCUGAUGAUGGGCAGUCUUCAGUCUUGACCUGCCUAAUCCACCUUGCCUACAACCAUCUCCGUAUCCUUGUGCACCGAAACGGAUGGCUGCGGAAUAGAGACCAGGAGGAUAAGAGCGCAGCUCUCGCCGCCGCCUGUCGCAUCAGUCGCAUCGCCGAAGACAUGCUCGCACAAAAGACCUUGCAAUACGGCCAAAUGCACCUCCUCUUUGCCGCUUUUUGCAUACAUGCAAUUGAUAUCAAGUCUGCGGAUGGCAUCAGUCGCCGAUUAGCCGAACAUAGAGCCCAGAUGUGUCUUCUUGGCCUCAAAGAAAUUCAAAAGUACUGGCGUAUCAACAACAAUGUGCUUGACCUCUUCCUGCAAUACCUCGACGAAUCAAUAGCGAAGAGACUUAACGGCGACAGCACUGAAUCUGCACCGUCCAGCGCACUGCCCAGCUCUGUCACGGGUCUUGAGCCGUUCAACGACGCAGGCACGAGCCCCCCGGUAACUCUACUACAAGAUGCUCUUCAGCAAGCCAGACCCGACGCAAUGGAAGAUCAAUACUUCAGCCUCAUGCGCACAAAUUGGGAAGGCGAAGAUGCCCUAGAAGAUCUCGGGCUAUUCCUGGAUCCUCAACUUUACGCCAAUGGGCCAAUGCAGGUAGAGGGGCUGAACUUCCUGCAGCGUUGCUUGGAAGAAGAUCCCUCGAAGCCCGGCAUAAGUCGCCGUGGAAAGGACAGGCUAAAUUCUCACUCAGCAUCAUUUCGGCUUCUUCUGCCGAGCACAGUCACUUUCCGGCUUCCGGGCGGCGCGGCAACCCCACUGACGGACGCCUGCUCGAACCAUUCCUCAUGCGGCGAAGGAGAGGGCUUGGGGAUCUUCUGGCCAGCAACUGCAUCGGCCUUAACAUUCUGGAGCUCUUUAAUUGCCAGCUCGAUGCAAUACUUUGCUCUCAGAGUCUUCGACAAAAGGCACGUGCUGGAAACAUUUAACAAACAAAAGCUCCAGCUGUCCGCGAGUCCUGAGUCAUCAUUUCGAUCCAUCGCAACCAAUGCAACAGAUGCAGCCUCUAAGCUUCUUGACACAUUUUCUGGUAAGGAUGUCGUCCGCAAGCAAUUAUUCGACUCGAAUCAACUUCAACGCCUUAGCUUGACCCUCAACCGGAAAGAGCUGCACCCUGGCGUUGAUGUUUCUUCAGAAGCACCCGCUCAAGGCACGCCCCUGCCCCCGGGCUACCACCUUGUUUACUUCACCCCCACUGGCGUCGAGAGCGAACUCGGAAUGGACGGCACGGAUAAGACUUUCAACGCGCCGGCACCGUUUACGCGGCGGAUGUGGGCUGGGGGGAAGAUGCAAUUUGUUGAGGGAACCUCUCUCAAGGUUGGAGAGGUAGUUGAAGAGCGGACGAGACUAGUCAGAGCGACGCCGAAGAAAAGCAAAAGCGGAGAUGAGAUGGUUUUGGUAGAUGUCGAGAAGGAAUUUCAUGGGCGCGAUGGACUAGUUGUCAAAGACCAGAGAUCGUGGAUAUUUCGGCCAGAAGUCGACUUGUCGCUGGCCGCGAAAACAGCACCACCGCGUAGUGAAAGACCACCUGCUUUCGGACCUUCUACCAUCACCGACCAAUCGAGUGCAGAAGGAAGCAUAAUUCGUCACUUCCGAUGGUCACCUGUUGGCCUCUUCAGGUUUUCUGCCCUGACUUUCAAUGGUCAUAUGAUCCACUACAACGAGCCCUGGACGAAGGACAUCGAGCGCCAUCCCGAGGUUGUGGUUCAUGGGCCUUUGAAUCUGAUUAACAUGCUGGAUUAUUGGAGAGACGUGUACGGCAAGGACGGCAGGGAAGCACGGCAGGUUACCUAUCGAGCUAUGUCUCCUCUCUACGCCGGCGACAAGUACACGCUUCGAACAGCUGUUGCGGAGAAUGAGAAGAGGAGCGAGUUGUUCAUCGAAAAGGGCAAUGUUGUCUGCAUGAAAGGAGAGAUCAUUGGCAGUUGA
This is a messenger RNA of Colletotrichum lupini, 4842 nucleotides long. RefSeq lists its product as uncharacterized. Gene Ontology annotation, biological process: DNA-templated transcription; regulation of DNA-templated transcription. NCBI's taxonomy places the organism in Eukaryota, Fungi, Ascomycota, Sordariomycetes, Glomerellales, Glomerellaceae. The transcript has 14 exons. Gene Ontology annotation, molecular function: zinc ion binding; flavin adenine dinucleotide binding; DNA-binding transcription factor activity, RNA polymerase II-specific. The record is from RefSeq and is a predicted model, not a curated record. The coding region runs from base 1 to 4842 and encodes 1613 amino acids.